GCCUCAGUUGAAUUUGGUCACUCUGUACCACCAUAUUUCUCUUGACCAUCCUCUGAAGAACCAACAGAGCUCUAAAAUGAAAUCACUAUAGAGAAAUAUGUUAUGAAACUCUGUAGGGAUAUGGAGUUCACCAGACUAAAUACCGCAAGUGAAAAUGACAAUGCAGUGCUUAAUUAUGAGAAAGAGGUAGAAACAGAGAGUCAGCAUCAUCAGCCUGAGUCCCACAGCCUGCCAAGAACCCAUUUUCUGCAUUCUGGAUAUUUUCACAGUGCCACAGAAUCAAGCGCAUUCUCUCCAUAUACCAAAGACCAUAAAUCUAAGUACAGAGAGCUACAGGAUCAGUGCUCUAGCCACAGUGGAAAAUAUGGAUGUAUCGCUCAGUCUUCUAGCCCACCCCCACUGGCACAGCCAGGCUUCUACAGUCCCAAGAUCCCUCGAUCCAAACACUGUGAGCCUUCUUUGUUCUCAGCCAAGCCUUUGAAAGUGUGUUCCCCAACUGAAAACAUUACUCACACUUUGCCUCUGUCCAACUCCAAGAUAGCUGUUCUGAAACAAAGCAGACUAUGUUGCAAACCACAAAGAAUCAAGACAACAUUGGUAGAAAAGCCUUGCUUGAUGAAAGCGGUAAUUUCAGAAACAACAGAACUGAAACAACUCGGCCAGCAGCAGCACAGCAGGCAAUUUCAGUGCAUAAAGGACAUCCAGAAUCAGUGUUUUUCCAGCCCACACCAGUCUUCACUGAAUUUACCAAGUACACCAGUUUCUAGGAGGAUGGAAUAUGUCUGGAAUCAUUUUUGCCCACCUCAGUCCAACAAAGAUCAGCUAACACAAAGACAAAAUAUCCGAAGUCUCUCUAGCAUGCAAAAAUGUGACCAGGAUCUUCCAAAAAUCCAGCCGUCACUAGACCAGCCUAACAGAUAUUUACAGUCUUCAAGUAACAACAAGUGCAGCCCGUGCAACUGUAUUCCAAACUCUCUGGAUAGUUCUGACUACCUUCAAUCCAGCCAAUCACAUGGCAGCAUCACUCAUGGAAACAGAAACCUGGACAUGGACAAGGAGAUGUUUCAUUCAAAAGUCAGAAAACACUCCAGUGAUGUUAGAAACAAUUCAUCUAGCAAAAGAAAUAAGAGGACUUUGUUAUUCUGCAGUCAGGUGGACAUAACCUCAAAGAAUGUGUUUGGUCAGCCCCGAGUGGUUGCCUCACUUCGGCCAUCUUGCUCUCCACAACCUAUUCACAGAAGCACAAUAGUGGAGGACUUGAAAAAACUAAUUGUCAUGGAUGACACAACUGACAACUCUCAGGAUGACCCGACCUCUCUUCAGCAAACAAAGACACCUGGCAGUCCUAGUCAGCUCCAAAAGCAUGAUUCAGCUUCUCCAAGCCCUUUAAUGUUAGCCAGCCAUGUCCUCAGCAAACAACCUCUGUGCAGGCCCAGCAACCUCUAUCUGCAGUCUGGUCCCAGAGUGUGCCAAUCAAUAUCAGGGCUCGUUGAGUCUGAGGUAUGGGACAUGGAUCUUCAGUUUGAUCAUGGACUCCUGCCUGUACUAAAUACAGCCCAUGGCCUUGAUAGGAACCAUUUGGUUAAGGCUGCUGAGGUCUAUGAGAUGCAGAGGGAGGCUAACCUCCUAUAUGUAGAGCCACACACCAUGCAUUCAGGCCUAAGUCCUGUAACAUGCAGCCCAUCUUACAGCUGCCAGAACAUUCCAGAUGAUAGCCUGCCUGUCAGUGGAGACACAGAACUUCUUUUAGGAUGUUUUGAAGACAAUUUUGUUGAAUUUCCUGACCCGCUGUCUCACCUGGAAAUGACACUGAGAAAGCUAAGCAGUGAUCUUGUAAAGGAAAAGAAGAACAAAGUGGCUUUGAUGGCAGAGGUACUCAAACUUCGCAUGAGCAACCAGCACCUGAAAGAAGAGUCUCUGUCUGCUAAUGCACAGCUACAAAAAAUCUACCAAAUGUUUAAUGACAGUAAACAGAACAAUGUGUGAAAAACACAUCAAAAUCUGAAUUUCUUGUACUUUAAUCAAGUUUAAAAAGGUAGCAACACGAUGUGCAAAGUGUUUAAAUUUCACAAAAGUUAUAACUCAAAAGAUAUUCUACUGGGAGGUGCAUUAAAGCUUUGGCAUGACCUGCAACCAGAGUGAGUUUGUAGUAUAAGUAACAUACAGUAUUAAUAAAAAUAAAGGUACUCUAAAUAGGCAAUAAACAAACCUGAGUAUAUGUUCCUAUUAUUAGCAAAUAUUAAGUGCAUUUCCUUUGAUGAAAAUAAUUGUUAUAUUACAAAAAAACAACACAACAACACAACUGCCACAAAAUAAUAAAUUGUUAACAAGAACAGUAUUUAUUACCACUGAUAAUCUUAGUACUUUAUGGAAUAAAAAUACAGACCCUUUGAGUACCUGCUUCUCUUUCAAAA
Messenger RNA from Electrophorus electricus (electric eel), 2414 nucleotides. RefSeq lists its product as uncharacterized. Lineage: Eukaryota; Metazoa; Chordata; Actinopteri; Gymnotiformes; Gymnotidae. The record is from RefSeq and is a predicted model, not a curated record.